This is a messenger RNA of Necator americanus (New World hookworm), 1473 nucleotides long. RefSeq lists its product as uncharacterized. The transcript has a single exon. Lineage: Eukaryota; Metazoa; Nematoda; Chromadorea; Rhabditida; Ancylostomatidae. The record is from RefSeq and is a predicted model, not a curated record. Bases 1 to 1473 code for a protein of 490 amino acids.
AUGGACUGCUCUACUCCACCACCGAAUUUUAGGCGGGAUCCGGCGGACGUUCAGACUAGUGUAGCUGCGAGUGUCGACACUACGGCUUUCUCCUCAGGCGAUAAUCCGGUACGUCUUACUGCGUCUAUGGAGAAUCUCUCCAUUACUCUCGCAGCAUCCCAAGUUUCCUCGACCUGCGCCGCCACUCCGGGUGAAGUCGACGUUGUGUCUUCUUGUUCUAGCGGUAGUUCCCCGCCACCAACGAAGCAAAUUAAGCGCACUUUCUGUAGUGGUUUUCCGACACCUUCAGGUUCCUUCCCGUCGCCUCCACCGGGUCCGUCCAAGCCGUGGGCAGUCGCGUCUCUCAGUCAUGACGAUAGCAGUUGGGCCAGUCUCUCAGAAGCAUCAUUAGCAUUCGGUACCUCAUCGCAAUCACUUUGUAACGACCCUUCUUCCUCUAAAGGUUAUGGUAGGGAACGGGGUCGUGGUCCUGAGAGGCGCCUGGCGCAACGUGAGCAGUCCCCAGUUCGCGACGAAGAGUUCAUACCCCGACCAGUACGCAUACCGAGCGAGAUACCGAUCGGCUUCCACCAUUAUUUGAAGCAUUUGCAUCCAUGGGCGAAGUUCGUUAACCCGCGUCCCGUCCGUGUUCUCCGUAGCCCCCAUCUACGGGUAGGUAUCCGGAUGCGGGCGGAAAUUUAUCCGCACCCUCCUCCUUCCGGCUACCUUAAGCUGAGUUUUCCCCGGACGCUGUUCCCCUUAGUCCCGAUACCGGAGGACGGAGUUUCCCCCGCAAUUUCCUUGAUAGAACUGCAGCAUUUAGAGGACAAAAUCGCGUUUCGCCAGCGUUCCUUCCACAUUAUCCAGGAAGUGUUAGCGGGUUCACAUUCAGAUGUUGACGUCGGAUCGGUAGAGAAGACUCCUUCGGGUCGUCACGAUACUGUGACUCUACCACCUAUUGUUGAUCGUAUUAGACCCGUCCUCUACCAAGUAGUUUCAACAGGAUGGGGUUCCGGCGUUAUCCUCGAACCUAAGGACUUUUUCACCGUAGGGCCCGAUCGUCGCGAUUUGCAUUGCAUAAUUCUCGAUCAGCAUGCCAUCAAUGUUGUUAGCUCAUGUGGGGGAUUUGAUAAGUCUAUGGUUUCAGUUAAGGAUUAUGUGUGGGUCUAUGACGUGAAACCCAGUCGCCAGGCGCUCGGCAACCCUAGCGCUGUUUUAGCACAGUCCCGCAUCCCUCGUACGACGGCACUCGAGAAUAACUCAGCUUACUUCUUCAGAGCAGCUCGUUUCGUGUUUGCGUCUCCCGAUACCCUACAGGAGCCUGUCUACGGACUUGUUCUAGGUCUCGUCCGCCGCAGGAAUCGUGUGACCCACCUUCGGGCAGUAUUCGAAGGCGCGCCGGAUGCAGUUUCCCUCACGCCCACUGUUUGCGAUUUCCGUCUCGAUGAAGCUCUUGAAGUCUCUUACGUCAAUUGGCGAAUCAAGUUUCACUAA